AUGGACGUGGAUUUUUACGCGGCAGAAGAACAAGAAUCCGUAGAAAUUUCCGAAGAUGAAAUCAGACAGGGAUUAACAGAGUGCCGAAACAGUUGCUAUGGAAGAUUUAUAUGUCAGGAUAAUGAGGGGAUGAAUCUGAUUGAGGAUUUGUUGUACGUACUGAAUAAUGGAGAUCUAUGGGAUAUUGAUGAUCAUCUACUGAUAUUGAAGAAAUGGGAGCAGGGUUCACAACCCAAACUCGAAGAUUUCGACAAAGUGUUCUUUUGGAUCAACAUUGUGGGUCUGUCGACGGAAUUUUAUACCAAGGAAGUAGCUGAAAAACUGGCAAAGAAGUCGUUCAACCAAUGCACUGAUGUACAGUUGAAGGAGAAUGCUGAGACAGGGGAAAGGUUUAUACGAUUGAGAGCAAUGGUGGACAUGAAGAAACCAAUUAGGAGGCUGGUCAGACUGAUUGGCCCGGAGAAAAGAGAAGCUAUAGGGCUGCUAAAGUAUGAAAAGCUGCCUAUUUUUUGUUUCCAAUGUGGCGUAAUUGGUCAUUCGGCAUCCUCAUGCAAACAUGUGAAAGAGAAGAUGGAAGAGGUCAAAGAAAAGUUAAUGACCGAGAGAAUCCAAGGCGAGUUAGUUUGGAUGCAAGAUUUGGAGAGAAACGUUGAAACGGAGGAGUCAAAAGGGAGCUUCAGUGAGUUUUCUGUUGAAAAGGAGACGGAAGAAACCUUUGAUCAAGUUUGGAAUGUUUCCUCGAAUCAAGAAGAACCUGGAGCUCAAGAGAAGGCAGCAUCUGAGAAAACUGAAUUAUUAGAAGAGAGCAUUAAGGAAAUUAAAGUGUCGGAAGGCAGCUUCGAAGAGUUUUCUUUGGAAAAGGAGGUGACCGAAACCUUUGAUCAGGCGCACAAUGUCCCUUGA
Oldenlandia corymbosa var. corymbosa is the source of this 903-nucleotide messenger RNA. The record is from the annotation of a GenBank genome assembly. NCBI's taxonomy places the organism in Eukaryota, Viridiplantae, Streptophyta, Magnoliopsida, Gentianales, Rubiaceae.